[Candida] anglica is the source of this 4772-nucleotide messenger RNA. NCBI's taxonomy places the organism in Eukaryota, Fungi, Ascomycota, Pichiomycetes, Serinales, Debaryomycetaceae. The record is from the annotation of a GenBank genome assembly.
UUAUGCUUGCGCAGAUUCUGAGGGGUUGGGAUUGUUCGGAACAAUUUAUUUUUUCAUUUGUGUUAGACUCUACAUACAUAUAUAUAAAUCUUAUAAAUAGCGAGUAGGAAAAGUAAAUCCUUUUCCUAAGUCGUAAUUCAUAAUAUAUCACGCAUCACCAUGUCAUUCCCGCCACGUUCAGUUCUCCUUAGAUUAUCCAAUACAGGGAGUCCACUCAAUGCCGAGGCUGUACAAAAUGGUGUUCUAAUUCUUCCAUCAGUUGCGCUCCCAAAAGGGUACAAGUCUGGAGACCCGUUAUUCCACCUUCAUUUCCAAUUGAAUGCUGCAUCUCCUGUCACUGUCAAUGCCUCUUUCUACACAAAUGCACCUGAAUCUGGGGCUUCGUUCAAGCGUUCUCAGUUUCAAAAACAUGCUAUUGAUUCCUCAUUUGACCGUGAUACUGUUAUAUCUGUUCCUAUCUACAGCCCUGGAUCCUACUGUUAUUAUAUUGAAUAUGAAGAUGAUAAGGCUACUUCUCACUACUACUUCAAUGUUCCUCCCAAUCUUGCAAUUGACGGUACUUAUCUUCCCUUCAAUAACAUUAAUAUCCAAUCAGUUGUUUCCAAAUGGAUUGGUGAUCUCCCGCUGUGGGAUCCAUUAUUUACUGAAGUGUCCAGAAAGGGUUACAAUAUGAUUCAUUUUACCCCUCUUCAAGAAAGAGGUGUAUCUAAUUCUCCUUAUUCCAUCUUUGAUCAACUCAAAUUUGAUCCUGAACUCUUCAAGAGCAAUGAACAUGCCACGGAAUUUAUUCAUGAAGUUUUAGGCAACCACAAUCUUUUAUCCUUGACCGAUGUUGUUUGGAAUCAUACUGCUGACAACUCUGAAUGGCUCAGAGAUCAUCCAGACGCAGGUUAUAAUGUUGAAACUGCUCCACAUCUUCGUGCUGCUAUAGAAUUAGAUGCAAAGCUUCUUGAAUAUUCUUCUAAAUUGGAAGAAUUAGGGUUUCCAACUGAAAUCAAAUCCCUUGAAGACUUAAAUGUUAUCAUUUCAGGAUUAUCAGAACAUGUAAUUGAUCCACUUGAGUUGUGGCAAUUUUAUGUUUUCGAUAAAACUUCAAUUAUUCGGGAAAUGAAGCAAGUAUAUGAAGACCUGUCAAGCAAAAUUAACCCUAUUGAAAUCCCUCUGGAUGUUGAUAUCUCCAACAUUGAACAAGUUGCUCAGUAUUCUCUCAAGGUUAGUAAUGAAGAAAGAGAAAUCGUUCUUUUGGAUAGAUUUAGUAACAAGUUGAAUGCUCAAAAGUUUAUUGAGGUGGUUGUUUCUUUACUUCAUAAUGAAACUGUCAACGAUUUUUCCGCCAUUGAAAAGAAAGCUGGUACCAUUAUUGAUGAGAUUAAUGUUAAUUUGUAUAAGGCUUAUGAUGAUGACAUCAAAACUAUCAAGUCUCAAGUAUUCGAUCGAGUUAAAUUCCAAAGACUCGAUGAUAAUGGAGAAAAGAUGGGUCCUAUCACCAAAAGUAAACCACUCACUGAUCCAUACUUCACCCGGUUUGAAGGAAAUCAGGACAAGAAGUCUUGGGCUCUUGCCAAUAAUGGAUGGAUUUGGGGUGGGAACCCAUUAGUCGAUUUUGCUUCUUCCAAAUCUAAGGCAUAUCUCCGCAGAGAGGUUAUUAUCUGGGGGGAUUGUGUGAAAUUGAGAUAUGGAGAAAAUGAGGAAGACUCACCUUACUUGUGGAAACGAAUGAUUGAUUAUACCAAGUUAUGUGCCAAAGUAUUCAAUGGAUUCCGGAUUGACAACUGUCAUUCUACUCCACUUCACGUUGGUGAACGUCUUUUAGAUGAGGCUAGACUAGUAAAUCCAAAUCUUUACGUUGUAGCGGAAUUAUUCAGUGGAUCUGAAGCUAUGGAUAAGAUUUUCGUUGAAAGACUUGGAAUCAAUUCUCUUAUCCGUGAAGCUAUGCAAGCAUGGAGUGUUUCUGAAUUGUCCACAUUGGUACAUAAACAUGGUGGAAGACCCUUAGGCUCUUUAACUUGGAUGCCCUUGGAUGAUUUCGCAUACCCAGCAGACAAAGAAGUAGAAUCAUCAACAGAUCCAGAUUCUUUUGGUACUGCUACUGAAAUGGAAAUUCCUAAAAAUUUGGCAUCUCAGGCUCCACAUGCAUUGUUUAUGGAUUGUACCCAUGAUAACGAGGUUCCUGCCCAAAAGAGAACUGUCGAAGACACUUUACCUAAUGCCGCAUUAGUAGCAUUCUGCUCUGCUGCAAUUGGUUCAGUGUUAGGAUAUGAUGAAUGUUACCCAGAAUUACUCAACGUAGUUCACGAAACUAGGAAAUAUACAUAUGGUGACAAUGGAAUUGGUGCUAUAAAGAAACGCCUUCAUGCUAUUAGAAAGGAAUUAGCCGAGGAGAGUGUCGAUGCAGUGCAAGACAAUGAAAUGUACAUUCACCAUGAAGGUCAAUAUAUCACUAUUCAAAGACACAAUUCCAGAACUGGUAAAGGUUGGUUUUUGAUUGCCAGAACCAAGUUUAGCAAUAAUUACGAUGCUCAAACGUUGACACCUCCAGUAUUGGGUGGCACUCAUGUUAAGGGUGAAUUUGCGUACACUUUGAAAAGAACUGGUGAUAGCGAAAAGAAUGAGAAGUACUUGACUGGUAUUCCAGUAGAAGCAGACGAAAUCGCCAUCCCAAGCAUUGAAUUCACUGACAACGAAAGCCGUAUUCAUGUAGAUGAAGCAAAAUUUGUUCCAGGUUCUAUUGCAGUGUUUUCCACUACUAUCCCACACGUUGAUUUGUCAUUGGAUCUGUUAAUUAAGAAUGGUGCCGUUAAGGCAUCAUGUGGAUUAGAUUUCUACGACUUGAAUGCAAUCUUGUACAAGUGUGAAUCUGAAGAACGUGAUGCAAGCCACGGUUCUGAAGGAACGUACGAAAUACCAAGAUAUGGGAAACUUACAUUUGCAGGUCUUGAAGGAUGGAUUGUUGUCUUGAAGAAGGUUAUUUGGGAAAAUAAUUUGGGCCAUGCAAUUUGUGACCAUUUACGUGAAGGUGAAUGGGCAUUUGAUUAUGUUGUAAAUCGUUUGGAUAAAUAUGCAAAGAAUUCUAAGGGAGUUGCUGAAUUUCAAGGGUGGCUUCGUGACAGAAUAGAUUCUAUCCGUGCUAUUCCUUACUUUUUACGUCCACAUUACUUUGCAUUAGUAGUUGGGAUUGCCUAUGAAGCUUGUCGCUUUAGAGCAUUGAGACUCAUGGAUCCUAAAAUUCAAACAGCAACCAACUUUGUUCAACGUUUGGCUCUUACCUCAGUUCAAAUGGUGGGAAAUAUGAAUAAUACAUCUUUGAAGGCCACAGAACAAGUUCCUUGCAUUGCAGCAGGAUUGCCUCAUUUCAGUAAUGAUUAUAUGAGAUGUUGGGGAAGAGAUGUUUUCAUUUCUUUCCGUGGAUUGUUCUUGGUCACAGGAAGAGACGAAGAUGCCAAACAACAUAUCUUAGGCUUUGCCCAAACGUUGAAACAUGGUCUUAUUCCAAACUUGUUGGACGCUGGACGUAAUCCUAGAUACAAUGCUAGAGAUGCUGCAUGGUUCUUUGCUCAAGCGGUUCAAGAGUAUGUGGUCAACGUUUCUAAUGGGAUUGACAUUUUAGAAGAGAAGGUCACCAGAAGAUUCCCAUUAGAUGAUACAUACAUCCCAUACGAUGAUGAAAGGGCAUUUAGUUAUGAAACUUCAAUUGGAGACAUACUUUACGAAAUCCUUCUGCGUCAUGCAAAAGGUAUUAAAUACCGCGAAGCAAAUGCUGGACCUAAUUUGGACUCUCAGAUGACUGAUGAAGGGUUCAAUGUUGAAGUAAAUAUUGACUGGGAAACCGGUUUAGUCCAUGGUGGAUCCCAAUUCAACUGUGGAACUUGGAUGGAUAAAAUGGGAGAAAGUGAAAAGGCAAAGUCUAAGGGAGUUCCCGGAACACCUAGAGAUGGAGCUGCUGUGGAAUUACAAGGGCUCUUGAAGAGUACUUUGAGAUUUGUUAAUGAAUUGAACGCCAAGGGAAAAUUCCCUUAUACUGAAGUUGAAAAGAAUGAUGGAUCCAAGAUUUCGUUGAAGGAUUGGGAACAACUUGUGCAAGACAACUUUGAAAAAUGUUUCCAUGUUCCUGAAGAUCCACUGGAAGAUGGAGAUUUUAAAGUUGAUCCCUCUAUUGUAAACAGAAGAGGAAUUUAUAAGGAUUUAUACCUUUCCGGCAAACCAUAUGAAGAUUAUCAAUUGAGACCAAAUUUUGCAAUUGCAAUGAGAGUUGCACCCGAGCUAUUCCUGCCCGAAAGAGCACUUGCAGCCUUGAAUCUUGCAGACAAGGUAAUUCGUGGACCUCUUGGUAUGAGAACGCUUGAUCCCUCGGACUAUAAUUAUCACCCUUAUUACCGCAACAGUGAAGACAGCACGGACUUUGCUACAUCUAAGGGCCGGAACUACCAUCAAGGACCAGAAUGGGUAUGGUGUAUUGGAUAUUUUUUCAGAGCAUACUUGUAUUUCACACAUUUACAAGAAAAGAAGAAUGGAACCCAGGGCCCAUCUCAAGAAGUGUUACGUUCUCUUAACGAAAGAUUACAACCCCACAUCAACUGGAUCAAGGAAUCACCUUGGUCCGGCUUGACCGAGUUAACUAACAAGGAUGCAGAGUAUUGUGACGACUCUAGUCCAACACAAGCAUGGAGUACAUCUUGUUUGCUUGAUUUGUACUACGACUUGUGGACCGAUGAACAUUAUCAGUAGAUAGAUAGAAAAUUAGAAUAGAAAAGUAUAAGAUGAAAUAAAAAAAA